Molecule: messenger RNA, 600 nt
Organism: Aspergillus tubingensis
Lineage: Eukaryota; Fungi; Ascomycota; Eurotiomycetes; Eurotiales; Aspergillaceae
Product: WW domain-containing protein
Exons: 2
Coding region: 1-600 (199 amino acids)
Molecular function (GO): protein binding
Source: RefSeq, a predicted model, not a curated record
AUGCCUCCACCUGCCCCUAUUGUUCCCGAGGGCUGGAAAGCCGAAUUUGAUGACCGAUAUCAGGAAUGGUACUAUGUCAAUCUUCACACCGGACGCUCGCAAUGGGAACGGCCAGACCGGCCAGCCCAGCCUGAUGGCGCGGCUCCCCCUCCGAAGGGUCCCCCGCCCAGUUACGAGGCCACCACGCGUGAUCGACAAGAUCCAGAUCCACGAGCUCGGGAUCGUCCGGAUGCCUACUACUCCUCCCCGCGACCUGCUUCGCAGUCCAACUAUAUGCCGAAUCGAGGGGAAGCAGCCUAUGGCUACCCGCAGCCCCAGUACGGGUACAAUGGCUACGGCUAUAAUCCUGCGUAUCCCCCGCAACCUGCCUACCCCAAUCAGUAUCCCAAUGCAUACCAGAACGGCUUCGAUCAAGCCCAAGCCCCGCGCAAUCAGAAGCAGAAGAAAGGCAUGGGCAAGAUGGGGGCCGCUGCCCUAGGAGUGGGCGGAGGAUUGCUGGGAGGAUUUCUGCUCGGAGAAGGCAUCGAGGCGUUGGAGGAUGAUUUUGAUGGUCCACCACCGCCAGGACCGGACUUUGACGACUUUGGAGGAGGUUUUUAA